Messenger RNA from Phoenix dactylifera (date palm), 892 nucleotides. Lineage: Eukaryota; Viridiplantae; Streptophyta; Magnoliopsida; Arecales; Arecaceae. The record is from RefSeq and is a predicted model, not a curated record.
CUCGCUUAUCCUGCGCCUCACAAAGAGCGGCCAACACUGCUAUUCAUGGAUUCCAGGCUUCGUGCCCGCCCGGAUCUGCCAUGCGCCGCCUGCCGGACGCUUCACCGGAAGUGCAGUCAUGACUGCAUGUUGGCUCCCUACUUCCCGGCCGACGAGCCCGAGAAGUUUGCGAGCGUCCACAAGGUGUUUGGAGCCAGCAAUGUGAUCAAACUGCUUCUAAUGGUGGAGGAAGGAAGACGAGAGGAUGCAGUAAAAAGUAUGGUGUACGAAGCCUAUGCAAGGCUUCGAGACCCUGUCUAUGGAUGCACCACUGCCAUCUCCUACUUGCAGAAGUGCGUGGAAGAUCUUAGGGGGCAGCUGAGAACAACCAGAGAGAAAGUCCUCGAGUCACAGGAACAAAGAGAUCGACUGUUGAGAGUUCUCAUGGACGACCCCUACCUAAAGCCAACCCAUCUUCCUGCUGGCGGCAUGGUGUGCGGCAGUGGCGGCAGCUUCAUGCUCGACAACAUGAUCCAUGAUGGCCAUUGCGGAACUUUCGCGGAGAGCUGGCCAAUGAUAUGAAGACCUGCCGUUCAAUCUUAAUUACUCUAGGUUGAGAUGGCCGAGUUGGUCUAAGGCGCCAGAUUAAGAGGUUCUGGUCCAAAAGGGCGUGGGUUCAAAAAUCCCACUCUCAACGGUUACAAUUUUAGUAAUGCUAGCUAUCAAGUAUUACUCCUUAAUGAUAUAUACUUCCAAGUAAAUCCAGCUGACAGAAAUAAGUGCUGAAAAAAAUUGAACUAGGAUGGCAGGCUUUUAUCCUUGGAGAAGGUUGGUGAGGAAAAAUAAGUGAUGAACUGUAAUAUCACUAAGCAUUCGAGAUGGAUGGCCGCCCAUAAAACUCACAUUAGAGAAU